This is a messenger RNA of Neoarius graeffei (lesser salmon catfish), 3520 nucleotides long. It is a transcript of the gene hdac9b, whose product is annotated as histone deacetylase 9b. Gene Ontology annotation, cellular component: histone deacetylase complex. Bases 429 to 2285 code for a protein of 618 amino acids. The record is from RefSeq and is a predicted model, not a curated record. Gene Ontology annotation, molecular function: histone deacetylase activity. Gene Ontology annotation, biological process: chromatin organization. Lineage: Eukaryota; Metazoa; Chordata; Actinopteri; Siluriformes; Ariidae. The transcript is spliced from 11 exons.
CAAGAGAGGAGAAUAGCAAGAAAUGAGAAUCAGAACACAGCUCUGACUGCUUGACGCACAACUCCACAGUUGUCUGUCUUUAGCCAUUUUGCAGGGAAAAGCUGACACGGGGACAAGGGCAGACUUGUACCACUAGAAAGUAAACAGACGAACCCAUUUGUGAGGAGCUGCAGCGGGAGAUGGUGUAGCCCCCUGCUGAUUCCCUGACGUGUGGAGGAGAAGUGAAAGGGAGCGAAGAAGAUCGCAGGGGAGGAACUGUUCGUGUUAGCAAGGGAGGAGUUGUCUUUCUCGCCUAGUGUCACCAGUGAGGAGGAGGCAGAAGCGAGUGCUUGUGGUCUCCUGAGAGAGAGAGAGAGAGAGAGAGGGGGACAAGGAAGCGCUGUGUGUGACAGGAAGAGUAGGGCAGCCAAUGUGCCGCUGACUGGAGUAUGCUACAGACCAUUUACGAGGGUGACUCCUACUUCUCCAGCGACAGCUUUGGCAAACUCCAGCUGCCUCAGGAACCCCACAGCAGUGGCAUGCACAACGUUAACAACUCAGUGGACGUUAAGCCUGACCUACCACUGGCUCUGGAGCCUGCGUCUCCACUCGAUCUUCGGACAGACGUGAGGAUGCCAGCCCUGGGCUCGGACUCCAACGUGUGGGAGCGGCAGCUGCAGCAGGAGCUGCUCAUCAUUCAUAAGCAGCAGCAGAUCCAGAAACAGCUCCUCAUUAAUGAGUUCCAGAAGCAGCAUGAGAACCUGAUUCGCCAGCACCAGGUUCAGCUCCAGGAGCACCUCAAGCUGCAGCAGGAGCUGCAAGCGAUGAAGCAACAGCAGGAACAGCUGGAGAAGGAAAGGAAGUUGGAGCAGCAAAACCAGGAAAGGGAACUGGAGAGACAUCGGCGCCAGCAGCAGGUUCUAAUCCUCAAGAGCAAAGAGCGGGCACGAGAGAGUGCCGUGGCCAGCACAGAAGUUAAGCAGAAACUGCAAGAGUUUUUGUUGAGUAAAUCCACAAAGGACACAGCAUCCAAUGGAUCCUGUCAGACAUUCACACAGAACUCCAAAUUAUGGUUCACGGCCUCCCAUCACACCUCUCUGGAGCAGAGUUCACCUCCUCUGGGAGGAGUGUCACCAUCGGGCAAGUUCCCUUUGCCCUCCCUACCAGACUCCAGGGAUGAUUUCCCUCUGAGGAAGACUGCCUCAGAGCCAAAUCUGAAGGUGCGCUCGAGGUUGAAGCAGAAGGUUGCAGAGAGGAGGAGCAGCCCUCUUCUGAGGAGAAAAGAAGGAACCGUCAUGACACACUUUAAAAAACGAGCCCUGGAACUAAUGGAGUCGACAGCCAGUAGCAGCUCCACUGGUUCAGGCCCCAGCUCUCCAAAUAGAGCCUCAAGUUUUCCAGGAGCUGAAAAUGGACCAUCACCUCUACCAUCCAGCACUCACUCUGAGCGUUGGCCCUCACAGCCGAAGUUGCUUGGCUCUGAAGGUUCAGUAUCCAUGUUGAGUCUCUACACAUCACCGUCUCUGCCUAACAUCACGCUGGGCCUCUCCGCUGCCUCCUCCCCCAUCAAUGCUGGCGAGGGCAGUGGAGUGCUGUCUGUCAGGCAGGGUUUGCCUGCUCAGCUCCUGGGCCCUGUGCCUCUACCGGUCAGCAUUGAGAGUAAAGUGAGCAGCAGCCAGCAAGCACUCCUACAGCAUCUCCUGCAAAAGGAGCAGCUCCGCCAACAGAAGAUCUUCUCCACUGGCCAAAGUGCAGGAUGUGUGCAUCCUCCCUCUCCCCUGGCCAUGACGGAGCGUUCCUCAGGCAGUGUGCGACCCAAAUUGCCACGUCACCGACCCCUGAAUCGUACCCAGUCUGCACCACUGCCCCAGAGCAUACUAGCCCAGCUUGUCAUCCAGCAGCAGCACCAACACUUCCUCGAGAAGCAGAAACAGUAUCAGCAACAGGUCCACAUCAAUAAGCUGUUUUCCAAGUCCAUUGAACAGCUGAGGCAGCCGAAUGGACACCUGCACGAGUCAGAGGAGGAAGAGGGAGAGGAUGCACACGAUCACGCCAUGCAAGAGGACAGCUCGCCCUCUUCUGGAGUCAUCCGCAAGUGCAGCCCCAGCCAUAGGAGCAGCAACAGCAGCAUCCACAGUCCCAGUUUGCUCAGUGAAGAGGCGGAUGCUCACGCUAGGGUUAUUAGAAUCAAACAGGAGCCUGCUGACAGUGAUGAUGAAACACAUGCCAAAGAGAGCCUAGCGGAGAAGAAGAGUGCUUACCUUCACCAGGUCGAAGGAAGACUGGUGAUACAGGCGAUGAACUGAUCUUAGGCAUGAGCACGUACACACACACACACACACACACACACACACACACACACACACACACACACACAUUCUCAUAACUCAUGCCAGGUUAUGCCACCGUAAGCCCUUCUGGACUGUAGACAUUUGUGACCUUGUGAUGUGAUCUCUGUAUUGUAUGCUGUAAUGAUCUGUAUAUAAUUUGAAGAAGAAGAAGAAGAAAAAUCUAGACUGGUAUAUCUUUUAAAAGCUGAACAAGCAUCUCUAUUUGUAAGAAGACUUUUGAACUGUAAUUACUUGCCCUUUCUACUUUCGAUCCACCCACUGGGAAAGAGCUGCGCUAUAGAGCUCAUGUAGAAUAAUCACUGAUGUUUUUUCAUGACACUUUGACCUUUGCAUAGCUUUCUUUUCUGAUGAUAUGGUUCGUUUAUUGUUUCCAGUGUAAACUGCGACAGGAUCACAGCUAUAGCAUCAGUAUCCUCCCUGUUACUGUGUAAUAGAGCUUUAGAACAGCGCUCUGUGUCCUGGGCUCUCCCAGGGGUCUGUAUCAGAGUUGUGCUCUGGGCCCAGAGCAGCCCAGAGCUCAGUGGCUCACUCACAGUGAGAGAGGGCUGAGCAGGAAAUGCCUGGUGGAAGCCAGGAACCGGAAUGAUUCAUGAACACAGGAAUGUUGGGAGAGGACGGGAUCAGCGUUCAGCAAAGUCCAAGAGGCCAGUCAUGAGCCCUGAUUUACUAUUGGGGCAAAUUACAAAACAAGUAGGGAAACAGUGGAGCAAGUCCCUACUGAAAACCAAUAAUUUCCACUUUAGACUGGGGUAAUGUGUUCACCCCAACAGUAAGAGUUCGACGUCCUUUCCCUCUUUGUCUCUUUUCAAGGUACGAUUGUUUAUUGCUGAUUAUUUCUGCUCUCAAAGUGGCCAGAUAAACAACUUUUAGAUUUCCAUAGCGACCAUCUUGCUUGUAACUUUCCAUCAUUUGUAAUGGUUAGCCCUGUCAAUGUAAACGCAUUAGUGGGAGUAAUAUGUGUGAGAUCCUGCGCCACAAUGCUGCCACAUAAAAGAAAACUUAUUCAUUAUAUGUGACUCACCAUAUCGUCUUGAAAAGUAAAACAUUCUGGACGUGUCUGCCUGUGUCCUGUUCUCUUGUUCCUCUGUCCAGUAGCAGUAAGCGCUUCUUCACUUCAUAGCUGUUUGGAUGGAUCACCAUCUCACUUUGUUGCUGUCUUUUUAAAAAUAAAGUAUGUUUCCUUCCUGUGA